This is a messenger RNA of Lolium perenne, 639 nucleotides long. Lineage: Eukaryota; Viridiplantae; Streptophyta; Magnoliopsida; Poales; Poaceae. The record is from RefSeq and is a predicted model, not a curated record.
AUGGGUUCCAACAGCCCCCCCGUCGACACCAUCGCCGCCACGUCCACCGCCGCCACCAACAUCACUUCCACCGCCAUGACCGGCGCCCACGCGCUGCAGGGGGCCGCCGCCGCCGCCAACGGAGACCAGGCCGUUGCCGUCCCCACGGGCCUCGACCUCCUGCCCGCUACUUUGGCGGACCUCGCCGACAGCCUCCGCGCCAUCCGCUCGAGCUCGCGGAGAUCGGGGCCGGCCAGCACCCGCCGCCCCCACCAUCCGCCGUUCCGCCGCCGCCCCCGGCCGACCGCGGUUCCGCCGCCGCCGCCACCGGCCGCCGCUACGCCGCCGCCCCCACCGCCCGCCUCCGCUGCCAGCCAGGGCCGGCCCGCGUGGUGGCCGCCGUCGCCCUCGCCGAUUCCCACGUGGACCGACGCGGCGCCCGUCUACACCCAUACUGCGCCGCGGACGACGGUCCAGCCGCCCGCCCAUCGCCCUGGCGGUCCUGGCGGGUUUGCGGGGCCCUUCGCCGCAAGCACGUCCAUCAACCCAAGCCGCCAGGCGGACACCCCCGAGGUCCCGCCCGUGGCACCGCAGCCGCCCCGCUUCACGAAGCUGGAGUUCGCCACCUACGACGGCGCCACCGACCCCCGAACCGGCUGA